AUGGAGGAGGCACCCGACAGUCAACAGCAGCCUCAACCCGCUGCUGGCUCUGCUUCCUCCGCAGGAUUACCUCCUGCAACCGCUUCCGCUUCUACUUCCGCCCCUGCCAAUGCACCUACGCCCUCCAACAGCUCCAGUGCUGCCCAAUUGUCCAAGAGGAGGAGAGGGCUGGGCGUGGUCACUCCCAAUGCCUGUACAGAGUGCCGCAAGAAGCGAGCGAAAUGCGACGGGCAAAGGCCUUGCGGCCGUUGUAAGGCUCAGAAAGACGUAGAAUGUGUUUACGAGGUCCCAGUCCGCCAAUCAAAGGAGCACCUCCGAACCGAGCUCGAACAAUUGCGCCAACGCCAGAAGUCUAGCGACCAGGUCAUGGCCGCUCUCGUUCGCUCCGACAUGUGGGAGGAUGUGUUGCAACGAUUGCGCAGCGGACAAUCGCUUGAAUCCGUCUCGGACUGGAUAGGUGGUGCUCUGCCGUCGGGUGGUGGUUCGAAGACUUCUUUUGCUCGCCCAAAUGAGCCGACUGGCGAAACGAGCGCCGCCCCAGGGACUCGCCAGGGGUUUCCCCCAGCGCCUAUAAGAACCAGAAACCUAGGAGAUCAUGGCUCUGUGACCAUGAGCCCAAUCACUGGGCAGUCUGGCUUGCGUCAGGAGAUAGAUCCAAACAGCCCCUGGCACCCUUCAUCGCAUAGCCAGAGCACGCGAAGCAACUCUCAUCCCGACGCAAUGAACUGGAGCGCAGACACCAACAGGCCGCCACAGGGACUAUUUGAUACCUGGGCCGAGUCUGCAAGUAACACGGAAGCUUCCGAAGGCGGCUCGAAGCAUCAAGGCGCGGAUCAGGUGCUGGCGCCGCUGGAAUUACCUGACAUGAAGCUGCCCCCGGAGGACUGGACGAGUAUUACGGAGGACGGCUCGUUGGUGCAGCAUUUGCUGGCUCUGUACUUCUGUUGGGAGUACCCGACUUUUGCGUCUCUAAGCAAGGAGCAUUUUCUUAGAGAUUUCCAGAACGGUGUUGAACGCUACUGCUCCCCAAUCCUCGUCAAUGCACUCUUAGCACUUGGGUGCCGUUUCUCCAGCAAGCCGAGCACAAGAGCGAAUCCCAACGACCCGUACACUUCUGGCGAUCACUUCUUCAAAGAGGCGCAGCGUCUGUUCUACCAGGAGGAGAACCACCACAACCUCACCACCAUCCAAGCUUUGGGCAUAAUGUCUAUUCGAGAAGCCAGCUGCGGCAGAGACUCGGAAAGCUGGUACUACGCAGGACAAAGCAUUCGUCUGGCCAUUGAGAUGGGACUCCAUCAGCUCGAAGAAGAUGGUGACGAUGACGAGUUUGCGGUUCAGGCUGCCACUUUCUGGGGUGCAUUCGCUCUCGAUCAUGCGUGGUCUUUAGCGACCGGCUCGCUUCCGCAAUGUUCCUGCUUUCCUCAUCUACCGCCAAAGCCCGCCAUUAUAGAUGACAUAGAAGCCUCUCUAUGGAUCCCCUACACCGACGAUGGCGCACCAUUGCAGCGGUCCGCCGAACAGCCAUCCAACGUUCGAUCCGUGUAUAAAUGCUUUUGUGAAUUGAGCGAGCUCGUGCACCAGAGCCUCUACAUUUUGCACUCCCCGGGGCGGCCGCUGACCAGCCGUGACCUUCUCGGCAUUUACACCCAAUACCUCAACUGGUAUGACAGGAUACCGGAAGUUCUGAGACUGGGGCAUAACUUCACGCCCGCAGUGCUCUUUGCGCACAUGUAUUAUCACUUUGCGAUCUUGCUUCUAUUCCGGCCCCUCAUCAAGCUGAAGAUCAUCGGCUCUAAGCUGUUACCUCGAGACGUAUGUGGGCAGGCGGCUGAUGCCAUCCAAGGCCUAUUGCGAUCCUAUUCGCAACUCUAUACUCUGCGUAGGACGCCGUCAUUUGUGCCGUAUUUCGUCCUCACAUCGGCCAUCAUGCAUCUCGCCAUUGGUGCAACCUCAUCGUCUUCGUUGUCAUUGCAGAAAGCUUUUGAAGGACCGGCUCAACCUAAUACCGAUCCAAGCACUCAAACCCCGUAUCCGCCUCGCGUUGUCGAAGCUAUCCAGCAAGGUAUCCGGGAUCUGGAGGAGAUGGCACCGUGCCAUCACUUUGCAGAACAGGCGCUCAAUAUACUGCGAUACCUUGCAAAGAAGUGGAACAUGGGUGUCGACAUGGGCGGCGAAGUGGCCUCGGAUGCCGAGUACGCACAUCUCGUCAGGCCUUAUACAAGCAGUCUAAACUUCUUUGCACCCAAUGUCAUUGAGGAUGAUUUCAUCUGCGCUUGGGGAGGCAGCACCGACGCAGCUGAUGUACCCAACCCGGCGGUAGCCAUGGGCCCGAAAAGCACGGAACCGGGACAAGCAUCGGUCGAGCGAGCGGCCAAGGUGUUGGAGAAUCCUCUAUUCUGGCCAUUCCCGAUGCAGGGGCGGCCGAUGCUCCCUACCGGAGUUGAGCUCGCAGAUGCUGGGUUCGAGAGAAUCUGA
This is a messenger RNA of Colletotrichum orchidophilum, 2475 nucleotides long. RefSeq names its product fungal specific transcription factor. Gene Ontology annotation, biological process: regulation of DNA-templated transcription; DNA-templated transcription. Gene Ontology annotation, molecular function: DNA-binding transcription factor activity, RNA polymerase II-specific; zinc ion binding; DNA binding. NCBI's taxonomy places the organism in Eukaryota, Fungi, Ascomycota, Sordariomycetes, Glomerellales, Glomerellaceae. The coding region runs from base 1 to 2475 and encodes 824 amino acids. The transcript is spliced from 5 exons. The record is from RefSeq and is a predicted model, not a curated record.